Capronia epimyces CBS 606.96 is the source of this 315-nucleotide messenger RNA. RefSeq lists its product as uncharacterized. The record is from RefSeq and is a predicted model, not a curated record. The annotation marks the transcript as partial. NCBI's taxonomy places the organism in Eukaryota, Fungi, Ascomycota, Eurotiomycetes, Chaetothyriales, Herpotrichiellaceae. The transcript has a single exon.
CCCCACGAAGACUGGGUAGAUAUAAGUUCGCAUCCAGUCCUCCAUGACAAUGUGCUAAAGACGCUCGGGACCUUCGACGAGGAUGAACUCCGGUCCGACAUAAUCGGCAGGCUGUUCGAGGGGCUACCAGCCUCCGAGAUCGAGCGCCAUGAUGUUGUGGUAUGCUCGCCACCUAGAACGUUGGAGGUUGGGAGGUGACAGGUGUUCUGGUGUCAAUAGGGCUGGUUGCUCACCGGAUGCACGGAGAUACUGGAGGCGACCAAUCGAUGGAGACGAACGAGGGGAGAGGAAGCUCUCGCAUUGGGGUGUGGAAUC